AUGCCUGGCGGCUACUUCGUGGGCCUGCUGGACGGCCCAUUGCUGGUCGGUAAACAACAGUCCCAGGAGAAGCAAAAGAAGCCGAAGACAGAGUUGGCUGCCAUCAAGAGUGAGUCCAACGGCUGCCAAAAGCCUGUAGACAUCAAGAACAAGAAACCUAAGCAGACUGUGGACGACCGCUUCGAUAACUGGUACCGCUGCGCUUCGUGCGACAAGUUGUUUGCCAAGAAGCUCGAGCUGGAGUGGCACCUGCGCGAGCACACGGGCGUGCGCCCCAUUCCGUGUGGUCUAUGCCCCAUGAAGUUUCUCAACGGACGACUGCGCACCGCCCACCACACCAGACACCACGGGCUGAACUCCAAGUGGAAACGCUGCGACUGCGAGUAA
Molecule: messenger RNA, 387 nt
Organism: Rhipicephalus microplus (southern cattle tick)
Lineage: Eukaryota; Metazoa; Arthropoda; Arachnida; Ixodida; Ixodidae
Source: RefSeq, a predicted model, not a curated record